This is a messenger RNA of Serendipita indica DSM 11827, 294 nucleotides long. Lineage: Eukaryota; Fungi; Basidiomycota; Agaricomycetes; Sebacinales; Serendipitaceae. The record is from the annotation of a GenBank genome assembly.
AUGCAGAGUGAGCUACAAGCUCUCGCUCAGAAGAUUGGAGAACUAGAAUCAGAGGCAGAGGAGCACCAACUCGUGCUAGCGACGUUGAGUGAAACGGAACCAUCACGAAAAUGCUUUAGAAUGGUUGGCGGUGUGCUCGUAGAACGUACAGUCGGCGACGUCUUGCCCACACUCCAGACAAACUUUGAGGGGAUCAAAGGAGUGGUGGCUACGCUCGCAGCUCAGUACAAAUCCAAAGAAGAGGAGUUUACGACAUUUAUCAAAGAUUACAAUAUACGAGUAACUCGAGGAUAG